AUGUCUUUGCCCGUGACUGACAUGGAUUUGCUGAGCUUCACCUUCGGGGGCCCCAAGCCCUAUAACCUCAACCAACCUUUAUUCAUUGAUGCUGAAGAUCCCUCGCGGUCUUUCACGGCAGCUCAAUUUCGUCAGUUGGUGCAGACCUUGAUUGCGGGUUUCAAAGCCCACAACAUCCAGCCUGGAGACUGUGUAUUGUUACAUCUGGGCAACAGUAUCGUUUAUCCCGCACUCUUCUUCGGUAUCAUUGGUGCCGGUGGAGUCUACAUGGGCUCCAACCCUCGCAGCCAGCCCCAAGAACUUGAUCAUAUCCUCGGCCUGGCGGAGCCCAAGUUGAUCCUCACCACCCGCGAGGCACUGGCCACCGUUCUCGAUGUCUCCACCCCCCGGGGCAUCCACCCGGCCCAAGUCUGUGUCGUCGAUGAGCGAGCUAUUGAUUAUUGUGCCCAGCUGUUCCUGUGGUAUGAACUUGGAUACUCCGCCGCAGGAUCAUUCAUUGGAAUGGGAGAUGCUCAGCACUCCAGCAUUGCGAAUCUCCUCUGUUAUGGCCAAAGUGACUGGGUGAGGUUCAACGAGUCCGUUGCAAAAACCACACCUGCAGCCAUGUUUUCGACAAGUGGCACAAGCGGCCUACCCAAGGCGGCUGUUCUGUCCCACCAUGCAAUUGUCUCACAACAUCGCUCGAUCUAUUAUGAUGUUCCAUAUCCGGUUAGCCGACUCAUGUCGCUACCCAUGUUCCACCUGUUCGGAGCCUUGUGGACGCAUCUCUUCCCUGUCCGAUACGGCCACCCGCUCUUCGUGCUCCCACGCUUCGAGGUGAACGAGUUCCUCACCACGGUGCACAAGUACAAAAUCUCCGAGACCUACUUGGUCCCUGCCAUCAUUCACUCUCUCAACCAAUCCACCCAGCCAGUGUCUGAAUACCUAUCUUCACUGCGUUAUGUUGGUGUCGCAGGUGCUUGUAUUGACGGGACCUCCAUCCAGACCUUCCGCGACCGUCUGAGCCCCUUGGCAUACGCAUGCCAGAUCUGGGGCAUGACAGAGGUAGGGGUGGUGUUCCAGACUCGUUACGGCCAGGCCGGAGAUCCAGCCAGUAUCGGCACCCAACUUGCUGGAUACGAGGUGCGCUUGAUGGACCAAGACGGCAUCGUCCAGGGUGAUCAGCGUGCCGGCGAGUUGUAUGUUCGUGGCCCCGGUUUGUUGAGUGCAUACAAGGGUCGGGCCGACGCCCUGGAGCCUGACGGAUGGUACCGCACGGGAGAUGUGGCAAUGGUCAAGCAGGGCCAGUUUUACAUCGUCGGACGUACCAAGGAGCUAAUCAAAGUUCGAGGGUCAGUUUUGCAUCUGGCCGUAUCCAUCGAUCAUACUAAUUCUAUUCAUAGAUGGCAAGUGGCUCCCGCCGAAGUUGAAGCCGUUCUCCUGCAACACCCUGGAAUCACCGACGCGGCUGUAAUUGGCGUCAACAAGAGUGGACUGGGCGAGGUCCCCCGCGCGUUCGUGGUUCGCUCCCGUGAACCCGGCAUGCGCCGCCUCACGGGCGAACAGGUGUAUCGCCAUGUGCGCCAACAUUUGGCAAGUUACAAGUCCCUCGAAGGCGGGGUGAUCUUCGUGGAAGAAAUCCCUCGUACCGCCAGUGGCAAAAUCCAGCGGUUCAGACUCGACCAGAUGAACACGUACCGCGAGAUGGUCGCAUCUCUUCUGUCGCGAUAUGAGGUGGACGGUGCAUCUGACAACCGACGACGACGCAGAAGGCAUGUACCUGUUGGCGUGGCGUCUGAGGGACGCGUCAGAGUCUGA
Penicillium olsonii is the source of this 1797-nucleotide messenger RNA. The record is from the annotation of a GenBank genome assembly. NCBI's taxonomy places the organism in Eukaryota, Fungi, Ascomycota, Eurotiomycetes, Eurotiales, Aspergillaceae.